GGAAGUGGUAUUCGGAUAGCAACGGCGCAUUGAUUUCCCUUCCCCUACAACAAUAAAAGGAAUUCGGCAAAUUUAAAGACGCGUCUCAGAAACCAGACCUUCAAUCUUAAUAAGAAAAAAUAAAUAAAUAAAUAAAUAAAUAAAUCUCGUGGUUUUAAAGAGGCAUCGCGGGCUGUCAUGCUGUCGGACGCAGACUAUUCCGGGAAUGCGUCUGGUGCUCGGAGAGCCAAGAAGAGGAGCUCCGGGGAGUCUCCCGGGGACGGUCAGACCCUGCGCUCCUCUGGGAGGCAGAUCAACGUCCGGGUGAAGCGCACCAACAACCCUCCACCUGGACAGAGCAAAAGAAAAGCCACAGACACAGAGGAGGAAGAUGACCAGUCUGAGAAGAAGUACAGAAAGUGUGAAAAGGCCGGGUGUUCGGCCAUGUACCCCGUUUGCUUUGCAAGUGCAUCUGAAAGGUGCGCUAAAAACGGAUACACGUCUCGCUGGUAUCACCUGUCGUGUGGAGAGCAUUUCUGCAACGAGUGUUUCGAUCACUACUACAGGAGUCACAAAGACGGCUACGAGACCUUCGCGUCCUGGAAGAAGACCUGGACUAGUAACGGGAAGAGCGAACCAAGUCUUAAAGCUUUCAUGGCAGAUCAGCAGCUGCCGUUCUGGGUUCAGUGCACCAAACCGGACUGCAGGAAGUGGCGCCAGCUGACCAAGGAGAUCCAGCUCACUGCCUCCCUAGCGGCAACGUACCGCUGCGGAAUGAAGUUUAACAACAUUAAGACCGAGGGACCCGAGCAGUGCUCCCAACCAGAGGACCUGAGAGUGGCCGAGGUGUCCGACAGCUGGUGGCAUUCGAUGCUGAUUCUGCCGCCGCUGUUCAAAGAGAGCCCGGCCAGCCCCUUCCUCGCCGCCUACUACCCCGACUGCGUGGGGAUGAGUCCGUCGGGGUCUCCCACCAACAUGUCUCUGAAUGAGCUGAGGGCAGAUCACUGCAGAGCUGUGCCGCCACAGAUCCCAGGCCUGUGUCCGUACUUCCAGCCCUUCUACCAGCCCAAUGAAUGCGGCAAAGCUCUGUGCGUGCGACCAGAUAUGAUGGAGCUGGAUGAGCUUUACGAGUUCCCAGAGUUUUCCCGUGACCCCACCAUGUACCUGGCUCUCCGCAACCUCAUCCUGGCCUCCUGGCACCGGAACUGUAAGGAGGUGCUGACCCCCGAGAAAUGUGCUCUGAACAUCGUGGUUCGGGGGCUGGUGCGCGUGCGCUGCGUGCAGGAGAUGGACCGCGUGCUCCACUUCAUGACCAGGAAGGGCCUCAUCAACACGGGCGUUCUGGCAGUGAAACGACCCCUGCUCCCCGAGAGGCACUGCACCAAGAACGUCGUCGUCAUCGGCGCCGGGGCUUCGGGACUCGCUGCCGCUCGGCAACUCCAGAACUUUGGCACCAAGGUGGUGGUGCUGGAGGCGCGGGAGAGGAUCGGCGGCCGGGUUUGGGACGACACCUCUCUGGGCGUCACUGUGGGUCGAGGAGCUCAGAUCGUCAACGGUUGUGUCAACAACCCCAUCGCCCUGAUGUGUGAGCAGAUGGGCAUCAAGAUGCAUAAGCUGGGAGACAGGUGUGACCUCUUUCAGGAGGGGGGGCAGGCCACUGACCCGGCCAUCGACAAACGCAUGGACUUCCACUUUAACGCCAUCCUGGACGUGGUCUCGGAAUGGAGGAAGGACAAGUCGCAGAACCAGGACACUCCACUGGGAGAAAAGGUCCAGGAGGUGAAGAAGAACUUCCUCCAGGAGUCUGGGAUCCAGUUCAGCGAGCUGGAGGAGAAAGUUCUUCAGUUUCAUCUCAGCAAUCUGGAGUACGCCUGUGGAAGCACGUUAGACCAGGUUUCGGCCAGAUCUUGGGACCACAACGAGUUUUUUGCCCAGUUCUCAGGAGAUCACACUUUACUCACUAAGGGCUACUCUGUUUUACUCCACAAACUGGCAGAGGGCCUCGACAUCCGCACACAGUGUCCGAUUCAGGCCAUCGACUACUCAGGUGACGUUGUCAAAGUUACUUCCUCUAAUGGGUCACAGUGGACGGCGCAGAAGGUCCUUGUCACAAUCCCACUGACUUUGCUUCAGAGGAACUCGAUUCAGUUCAACCCUCCACUUUCUGAGAGAAAACUGAAAGCGAUUCACAGUCUGGGAGCUGGCAUCAUUGAAAAGAUUGCUCUUCAGUUCCCGUACAGAUUCUGGGACAACAAGAUCCAAGGGGCCGACUACUUCGGUCACAUCCCGCCGGGGCCUGAAAAGAGGGGCAUGUUCGGAGUCUUCUACGACCUGGACCCACAGGGGAAACAAGCUGUGCUGAUGUCAGUCAUCGCCGGUGACGCUGUACCUGCCGUCCGGGACAUGGAGGACAAGGAGGUGGUGGAUGAGUGCAUGAAGGUCCUGCGUGAACUUUUCAAAGAGCAGGACGUCCCGGAGCCGGCGCAUUUCUUUGUGACACACUGGAGCAAAGACACGUGGUCCCAGAUGUCCUACAGCUUUGUGAAGACCGGGGGCAGCGGUGAGGCCUACGACAUCCUCGCUGAAGACGUGCAGGGAAAAGUGUUCUUUGCUGGCGAGGCCACCAACAGACACUUCCCUCAGACGGUGACAGGAGCCUACCUCAGCGGGGUCAGAGAGGCCAGCAAGAUGGCCGCCAUGUAGCCUCCCACAGCGCUCACAAACCACCAGCACGGACUCACGGGUUGUUGCACCAGGCGACUCGGCUGUGGACCCGCUCCUCGGACUGUGUGACCUGACGCUCUGCUGUACUGUGAUGUGUCGGAUCGUCCGGAUUAGCCUGUUCCCAGUAAGCGGGCGGAAAUAGGGCUCUAGGUGCUGGUUCUACAUAUUUAACACAGGAAAGUGCUUUUUUUUUUUUUUUUUUUAAACUUCUGUCGAAACACAUCAGGUAAAAUGCUGUGGUGCAAAAAAAACACACACAACGACACGGCAUGAAGAACACCUCUCUGAGCGUCCGCGCUGGGCCGGAGCAGAGGGUGAUAUCUGAGUUUAAUGAUGUUUGUACUGAAUGAGACACUGGUACGCUCUCCGUCACGUGAUAUACGAUCAUGAUCUCUAAAAUAACUCUGUUGAGUGUUACCUACCGAUGUUGCAUUCAGCUGUUUUUAAUUUCAGUUAUUUGUGAUUCAUGUCUUGCUACAAACGGUGACGUCGAGCGGACGUACGGUUAGAUCUUUAGUAGGAGUACCUCUGCGAUAGCACUUUUGAUUUAAAACAGUAAGAAAAGAAAUUAAUAAAUCACUUGUGUUAGUAGUUGAGUCGAUCAGAAGACGCCAGGUUGUUCCUUUACUUUCUCAGGGAUGUGAUCAGGACGACACCAGCUAGUGAAAAAUAAUUAAAGAAAAUAAUUUUUGCAGAUGGAGGUUAAAUGAAGACCAACACCGCCCCCAACAAAAACACUUUGUUUCUCAUACUAACUCCUGAUCAAUGAAGUACCUGAGGUGUGAGGUUGGGGAACAGCACAACAAUCCCCUCACUUUCUUUCUUUGAUUAAUGUUGACUAAUGUUCCUUCAUGUGUAGAUUCAUAUCUUUGUCUGGAUCAAUGCAUCUAUAUGAUCAUGUCCUACAUGUCUGACAUUACAGCGCUUGAGUAUUUAUCUUAUAGUAUGUGUGUAAUAAAAAGAGCUACCGACUGCCUCAA
Molecule: messenger RNA, 3683 nt
Organism: Mugil cephalus (flathead mullet)
Lineage: Eukaryota; Metazoa; Chordata; Actinopteri; Mugiliformes; Mugilidae
Product: lysine-specific histone demethylase 1B
Exons: 21
Coding region: 178-2682 (834 amino acids)
Molecular function (GO): oxidoreductase activity; zinc ion binding; protein binding
Source: RefSeq, a predicted model, not a curated record